Molecule: messenger RNA, 3065 nt
Organism: Erpetoichthys calabaricus (reedfish)
Lineage: Eukaryota; Metazoa; Chordata; Cladistia; Polypteriformes; Polypteridae
Gene: klf5b
Product: Kruppel-like factor 5b
Exons: 4
Coding region: 109-1365 (418 amino acids)
Biological process (GO): regulation of transcription by RNA polymerase II
Molecular function (GO): DNA-binding transcription factor activity, RNA polymerase II-specific; RNA polymerase II cis-regulatory region sequence-specific DNA binding
Source: RefSeq, a predicted model, not a curated record
AGGCCGUCAGAAAGGCGAGUGCAAGUGAACGAGAGUGGCGUCGAAGACUAUUUGGGGGACUCCGGGACGCUAGAUUAUUUUUUUGGCGGAAAGCCUGGCGCUCCGCACAUGGCUACGAGUACACUUAUAACGAUGGGUCCGGGACUCGGACUGGAUGAGCCUUUUUAUUCGGUGCUUAAGUCCCCGCUGGCUGGACACAUUGUGGAGGGAGACAGCGCUCUGUUUGCUGUGAAUGAAUUGAAGACCACUGGCGGCAGGCUUUUAAACGAUUCAUCUCAGACACAAACUGAGAUGGAGAAGUACUUGACCCAUCAGCUACUUCUUGAACCUCCAGCACCUGAGGAGAAGAAGUUUCGAAGAGAUGGUACCUCUGUAAUGGAUCAGUUCUUCAGUGAUGAUGAAGGGUCACCAUACAGCAUCAACAUGAACCUUCUCCUGCCUGAAAUGGCACAUUUGCGGUCUGGUUUAUUCAAACCCCAGAGACUACCCAUGCUUCCAAUCAAGACUGAACCAGUCUCCUACAGUCAGCAUCACAGACCCAGCACUAGCCCAAAGCAGACCCUUCCUGAAUUCACCAGUGUCUUCAGUUCUGCUGGAGGAGAUGUCAAUAGCAUCUUCAUUAAACAAGAGAUGCAUUCUCCUGAAAUCUCACAAGAGGCCCAGUUGUUUCAGCUGUUAAACUCUCCAGAGUUGGAUGCAUCCUUGUCUGUAAACCCAGCAGCCACUGGCAAUAAUCGUGUCCCUUUACCAAAUGUAGUGCCUCCUAUGAAUGAUCUCCAUGUUGCCACUCAACAGACUCAAGUGAAAUCAUUUCACAAUCUCCCAAACAACCCCUUUUCCGUGCCAACACAGUUUCUUCAGAGAGCCCAACAGCAGCACAGCGUUACCUGUUUUCCACCAUCGCCCCCAAGCUCUGAACCGGGAAGCCCAGAUAGGCAGACGGAAAUGCUCCAGAAUUUCUCACCACCUCCAUCCUAUGCAGCUAGUAUUGCCUCCAAGAUGUCAAUGCAAAAUCCAAAUCUAACCCCAACACUCCAAAUUCCACAGCAACCAAUGCCAGUCCGGUACAACCGCAGAACCAAUCCAGACCUUGAAAAGAGACGUAUACACCAUUGUGAUUUCCCAGGUUGUUCAAAAGUCUACACUAAAUCUUCUCAUUUAAAGGCUCACUUAAGGACCCAUACAGGUGAGAAGCCAUACAAAUGCACCUGGGAAGGCUGUGACUGGAGAUUUGCUCGCUCUGAUGAACUCACUCGCCACUACAGGAAACACACCGGUGCAAAGCCCUUCCAGUGUGCAGUAUGCAGCCGUAGCUUUUCCCGUUCGGACCACCUGGCCUUGCAUAUGAAGAGGCAUCAGAAUUAAGUCUUUGACCACCAUCUCCCCCACACAUCUUUGCAAAGUUUUCUCAGUUUUACAUGUAGACUUAUUAAUAAUCUGCAAAUGUUUUGUUGCCUUAGUUUGGUACUGCAACACAUUUUUACCUUAAGGUUUUCUUUUGGGCUGGGUGGGGGGCUAGUCUGUUGGGAAAUAUGGACAGUGUAAAAAAAAAAAAAAAAAAAAAAAAACUGGAAUAUUUUAGUAGUAGUAUACUGAGUGUAGUCAAACUGUUUUGAAGUAUAAACUAUUUUGAACUGUAUUUAUCUGAAGGUUUAAUACAGUUGCUCAUUAGCGAGCAGAUGUUUACUUUUGAUAAACUAUUUGCAGCUCCUACAAUCAAAACACUGUAUGUUUUGUGAUGUUUUGACCAAAGCACUGUCAGUCAUUGAGAUGGUGUUUGGUAAAUAUACCUAAGGUCACCGUAAUGUGCAAUGGAAAGGACAAAAGCUCCAGGUGAGGUUGGUGGGGGUGUGAAAGUUUGUGUGUGUGUGCAUAAAUAUAUAAUGUGUAUGUAUACUGUAUGUAUACAUACACACUAUAUGUAUAUUAUAUAAUGUCAAUUUGUAACCAAAGAACAAAAUUCAGAUAUUACUUGAAAUAAAAUAACAUGACUUUAUAAAUUUAGUUUCUUGCUGUUGAAGAUAGUUCUGAUUUUUUUUAUUUGUUUUUGGGUACUGCUGCUGCAAAAAUAAUACAACCAAAGACUUCAUUUUAUCCUUUUUUUAAAAAGUGCCUUCCAGAACCUAAGGAGGUUAUGAAAAUAAGGUCUAGUUAAUUCCCUGCAUUGUUUCAUUUUUCAAAAUUGGGUAUGAUGUUUUCUCGGUAGUACCCCCAGGGACUUCCCUUCAUUCAAGGUUCUUAAAAGAAGCUUAACUGUAAACCUCACAUAGGAGCAAUUUACAAAAGCCAUCUCAUUUCAAAAUCACUGUCUGAAAAGGAGGUUCCUUGUUCAGAAGUGUUAAUUUUUAAGCUGCAUAUUGCAAGCCUCUUGUGCUCACCUUCCCCAUGAUAAAAAGAAUGUACUUGUCUGGUUUAAUGCUGCAUAUUGCUGAUUAUCUUCCACUGCGGUCUGCAUUUAUUUUGACAUUUGGCCAAAUGUCGAUGUUGGCUUGCAAAGCUUUCCCGGUGAUAGACAUGUCUCCUUGUUUACAGACUAGAACGUGUGGUAUGUGGUACGCUUUGUACUGAUUUGUGUAUAUAAAUAUAUAUAUUGUUUUUACUAGACAAUGGUGAAGCCUAAUCUCAGACUAGCACCAUCUCUCCAAGUGCCUUCAUACAUAACACUACAAGUAUGCUGAAAGCAAUGUUUAUGUAUUAAAAAAAAUACUCAAGUUACAGCAUAACCUGCAUUUUCUAGUAUUUUAAGACCAUAACAAAUCCUAUAUGCUGUGUUAUUCAGUUCUCAUAAUUGGUUAUUUAUUUCUUUUAUAGUUAAAUAGAAAUAAAUUAUAAUCAUUGUAUACAAGUAAACUUAACGCCUUAAAGGAAUUGUAAAUAUUUGGCAUCAGAUGUAAAUAUUUUUUUGUAAAUUGCAAUAAAUGUCUUUAUAAUGUAUCUUAAACAAAGGAGCAAAAAUUAGUUACUGUCCUGCUUUGUGUUUUGUUUUUUUUUAUGGCAGAGCUGUGAGGUGAAAAUGCUUUCUGUAAAUAAAAUUUGAAGCAAACUUUCAAGGAGCUUUUAUCAUA